UUUCAAUAAUUUCCUCAUUUACCACUUUCAAAUGAGCUUUUAAAAGGAAGGGGAACAACCUCUCUCUUCUGCUCGCCCCCUACCUCACUCUCCUAAAAUCUCUCUAGGAAAGAACCAAAAGAAACGAAAAGCCAACAAAAGGGAGAGAGAUAUAUAGGGGGUUGAAAUAAAAACAUAAAAUGGAAGACAAGAAGCAAAAUGCAUCUGCAUUAACACAUUCCUUAAGAAGACCAGUAUCUCAUGUCCAUUGUCUUCUCAUAGUUUUUUCUAUUCUCUACUCAGUCAGCGCCUCAAAAUUCGACUACCAAGAGGCGCUGUCGAAGAGUCUUCUUUACUUCGAGGCGCAACGCUCCGGUCGGCUCCCCUACAACCAACGCGUCUCUUGGCGUGAUCAUUCCGGCCUAACCGACGGUCUUGAACAAGGGGUAGAUUUAGUGGGAGGAUACUAUGACGCGGGAGACCACGUGAAAUUUGGACUACCCAUGGCAUUUACAGUUACAAUGUUGUCAUGGGGAGUUAUUGAAUACGGGCAAGCUAUUCAAGAUGUGGGUCAAUUGGAGCAUGCUUUGGAAUCUAUCAAAUGGGCUACUGAUUAUUUCAUCAAGGCGCAUACUAGUCCUAAUGUUCUUUGGGUUGAGGUGGGUGAUGGAGACACGGACCACUACUGCUGGCAGCGGCCGGAGGACAUGACAACAUCUCGGCAGGCGUACAAGAUUGAUGAGGCGCAUCCAGGGUCGGAUGUCGCCGGUGAGACUGCUGCUGCCAUGGCUGCUGCUUCCAUUGUUUACAGGAAAUUUAACCCACAUUAUUCCCAUUUGCUCUUGCAUCAUGCUCAAGAGUUAUUUGAGUUUGGGGACAAGUACAGAGGAAAAUAUGAUGAAAGCUUAGAUGUGGUAAAGAGUUACUAUGCGUCAGUGAGUGGGUACACCGAUGAGUUGUUGUGGGCAGCUUUGUGGCUCUACAAGGCCACCGACAAUGAGGAGUACUUGCGUUACGUUCUUCAAAAUGCUAAUUCUUUUGGUGGGAUCGGUUGGUCUAUUACUGAGUUCAGCUGGGAAGUUAAAUUUGCUGGCCUCCAAAUCUUUGCUUCUAUGCUUCUAGCUAACGAAAAGCACGAGCAACACAGGGCAAUGCUCGAAGAAUAUCACUCAAAAGCAAAAUACUAUCUCUGCUCGUGUCUCAACAAGAACAAGAAUGGAAGCAACGUAGAACGUACACCGGGAGGCCUCUUAUACGUAAGGCAAUGGAACAACAUGCAGUACGUCUCAUCCGCAACCUUCUUACUUACCAUAUACUCCGAUUUUAUCCGAAGCACGAACCAAGUUCUUCAGUGCCCUGAAGGCCCCGUGAAUCAUGAAGAUAUGUUUAAUUUUGCCAAGUCUCAAGUUGACUAUAUCUUAGGCUCAAAUCCUAUGAACAUAAGCUACUUAGUAGGGUAUGGAUCUAAUUACCCUAAAAGGGUGCAUCAUAGAGGAGCUUCAAUUGUAUCAUAUAGAGAAAACAAAGGCUUCAUAGGUUGCACCCAAGGGUAUGAUAAUUGGUAUGGUAGGAUUGAAGAAAAUCCGAAUGUGCUUAUUGGCGCGCUUGUUGGAGGGCCAGAUUUCCAAGAUAAUUUUACUGAUCAUAGAGGGAAUUACAUCCAAACUGAAGCAUGCACUUACAAUACAGCACCUUUGAUAGGAGUUUUUGCAAAGUUGAAUAGACUAGAGGGCCUUGAAGUUAGUCCUCUAGAGGAGUAUCUAUCUUCAGUUGCUUCCUUUUAAGUAGCAACAUUGUAUGUGCGUGCACUGUGUUGAGUCAAGGAUUUAUGCAGGUUUUUCCAAAUGUAAAGGCAUAUAUAUAUAUAUAUAUAUAUAUAUAUACAUAUAGGGGUUUUCUCCACCCCAAAUAGUAUACAGAUUGUAACUCAAAAUUUCGAUUUUGCUUAUCAAUUAUUUCCCUCUA
Messenger RNA from Beta vulgaris subsp. vulgaris (sugar beet), 1944 nucleotides. Its product is annotated as endoglucanase 11. Gene Ontology annotation, molecular function: hydrolase activity, hydrolyzing O-glycosyl compounds. Bases 180 to 1763 code for a protein of 527 amino acids. The transcript is spliced from 5 exons. Gene Ontology annotation, biological process: carbohydrate metabolic process. Lineage: Eukaryota; Viridiplantae; Streptophyta; Magnoliopsida; Caryophyllales; Amaranthaceae. The record is from RefSeq and is a predicted model, not a curated record.